Molecule: messenger RNA, 313 nt
Organism: Geodia barretti
Lineage: Eukaryota; Metazoa; Porifera; Demospongiae; Tetractinellida; Geodiidae
Source: the annotation of a GenBank genome assembly
UCCUCUGCCAGCUGUGUUGUUUGCGGCCACUUGAAUCAAGUAUGCAGUUGAUGGCUGCAAGUCUGUUAGGGUAUAAUCUGCACCCAUUAGACCUGUCCGACACUGCUUUGGUAUUUCCACCGUCUUUUUUCCUAUAUCGUAUUUCAUAUCCUGUUAUAUUCCCAUUCUGAUGGGCACAGUCAACAGGCUGCCAACUGAUGGUGAUGGUGAAGAGUGUCUGGUUUACUGCCACUAUGUCUUGUGGUGGGGCAGAUGGUGCUGCAGGUGUACCUGCUGGCUGAGUCUGAUUAGAAAAACUCUGUGUUUUGCUUCC